Megachile rotundata (alfalfa leafcutting bee) is the source of this 1913-nucleotide messenger RNA. It is a transcript of the gene CycK, whose product is annotated as cyclin K. The record is from RefSeq and is a predicted model, not a curated record. Gene Ontology annotation, biological process: regulation of transcription by RNA polymerase II. NCBI's taxonomy places the organism in Eukaryota, Metazoa, Arthropoda, Insecta, Hymenoptera, Megachilidae. Gene Ontology annotation, molecular function: cyclin-dependent protein serine/threonine kinase regulator activity.
CACCUUCAUAGGUGCGGCCAUUGAUUUAUCAACAAAUAAAUAAAAAAACUCAACAUGUAAUAUAUUUACAUUUACGAUACGAUGUACUAACAUACUUAUACGCGUUAUCCAUGAUGACUUUUUAUCGGAUCUUAUGACGUUCUUGUUGAUAUCUAUCUAUAUUCCAUGAUUGAAAUUUUCAAAUUGUUGAAUUUAAAUUUGAAAAUUUGAAAAUUGUAAAAGCCCUGUACCUAUAAAGUUCCAAAUUCCCAAAUUUCUGAAUUUCUAAAUUACCAAAUUCCGAAAUUUGGUUAUGCCUAUUUUAUACCUCUUUCUACUAUGCGUAUAGUUUGUCCGCUAUGUAUAUGACCGGCGAAAUAAUAAAUAUAUCCGCAGUAUAGUAAUAUCAAGUGGUGGGAAACAUACUGAAGGUAGUUGCAUUGUGCAAAUGUAGUAUGAUAUUUCGAGGAACGAAUAAUAAAUAGGUACAGGGAAUGCAGACAUCAAACUGUGGACUAUUCUUAACAAUAUAUAACUUUAGUGAUGUGCUUCUUAUUUGUAUAAACUUAUUUGUGUCAAUAAGUGUUCAUUUUAAAAAUAUAAAAAUGCCAUGCUGGUAUUAUGAGAAGAAAGAACUACGAAAUACACCAUCGAUUCAAGAUGGAAUUGAUUAUGAAACUGAGUGCAGAUACAGGAAAGAAGGUGCACGUUUCAUCAUCGAUACAGGAACAAAAAUGGAUUUAGGCUACAAUACAAUGGCAACUGGUGUUGUUUAUUUUCAUCGGUUUUAUAUGUUUCAUUCAUUUAAGAAUUUUCCACGAUACGUGACUGCAUGCUGUUGUUUAUUUUUGGCAGGCAAAGUAGAAGAAACUCCAAAGAAAUGUAAAGAUAUCAUUAAAACUGCUAAAACUUUGUUAACUGACCAAAAAUUUAUGACAUUUGGGGAGGAUCCUAAGGAGGAAGUUAUGACAUUAGAAAGAAUUUUAUUACAAACUAUUAAAUUUGACUUGCAAGUUGAACAUCCAUACAGUUAUUUGCUGAAAUAUGCAAAAUGCCUUAAAGGUGAUAAAAAUAAAUUACAAAAGAUGGUUCAAAUGGCCUGGACAUUUGUUAAUGACAGUUUAUGUACAACAUUGUCUUUACAAUGGGAACCAGAAAUUAUAGCUGUUGCUCUUAUGUAUCUGGCUGGAAAGCUUAGUAAAUUUGAAGUUGUGGAUUGGAAUGGAAGACAGCCAAAGCAUUUACGUUGGUGGGAUAUGUUUGUUGAAGAUGUUACCAUGGAUCUAUUAGAAGAUAUUUGUCACCAGGUACUAGAUUUAUAUUCACAAGCAAAUAAUACAAAACCUCCAGAUUCACCACCAAUGACACCAUCUACUGAACCAUGCAGAGAUAGAGCAAUAGCACCACCUCCUACAGAAUCAUCAUCUAACACUCCAAAUGUUACACCAGGAAAAUCUACCAAAGUUGAAACAGCAGCAAUUUCGGCUAAUGGAUGCCCACCUGCAGAUGCUACAGAUUCAAUGAAACCAAUGGAUGUACCAACACAUUUUCAAACAUAUCCAACUAAUUUUCCACCUGGCAAUAUUAAUUAUCCACCAGCAUUUCCACCGGCGAAUGUUUCAGUACCUCCUCCUCCAGUGAAUACAAUGAAUCAUAUUGUUCCACCUAUGCAUCAUUUAGGCUCGUCUAGUACCAUUAGACCAGCACCACCUGCCCCUAGUACAACACAAUCACCAUUUCAACCAUAUCCUUAUCCUACAAAUGCUUCAUACUUUCCACCAAAUAAUCCAGUUCCUCCAGCUCCUGCACCCCGUACAUAUUAUCCACCACAACCUUAGCAAAUAGAGAUUUUUAAUACCAAAAAUAUCAUAUUUGUUUAUGUAAGUGACAUUAUUGUAAUUAAAAUUCAUAUUAUUACAAAAUUAAUAACUGAA